Parastagonospora nodorum SN15 is the source of this 1848-nucleotide messenger RNA. RefSeq lists its product as hypothetical. Gene Ontology annotation, molecular function: phosphatidylinositol binding. Lineage: Eukaryota; Fungi; Ascomycota; Dothideomycetes; Pleosporales; Phaeosphaeriaceae. The transcript has 2 exons. The record is from RefSeq and is a predicted model, not a curated record. Bases 1 to 1848 code for a protein of 615 amino acids.
AUGGCCUUCUGGUCCAAGACCAAAGAGAACUCCAAGGUCGGCUUUGACAAGGUCUACAACCUGGUCGACAAACUGGGUGCGCCUGUCAACCGCCUGUCCAACAAGAUCGGCUCUGAAGCAUUCUGGCCAACAACGCUCGACAUCGAGUCCGACAAGGCUGCGCGUAUCUUGAAGAGUUUCUGCAUCUCUGACUCUAGUGCAGAGGAUGGAUACUACCAAGAAGAAGACCGCCCGCCGGUCGAGGGCAUUCCAAAGGGAAAACAGCGAGUACUCAAAAAGAUCCCGACCACUGUAAUCAAGAACGCAAAAGGCCUUUGCAUAUUCACGACUAUGCGAACCGGCCUCUGGGUCAGCGGGUCAGGCGGCGCCGGCGUUCUCGUUGCCAGGAAACCAGAUGGCACCUGGUCACCACCAAGCGGCAUAAUGAUGCACACGGUUGGUGUUGGGUUUCUUGUAGGGGUCGACAUCUACGACUGUGUCAUCGUCAUAAACUCGGACAAGGCGCUCGAAGCAUUCCAGUCCAUCCGGUGCACACUGGGUGGGGAGAUCAGUGCAGUAGCUGGUCCUGCUGGAGUCGGUGGAAUCCUCGACACCGAACUGCACAAACGCCAGUCGCCCCUAUUUACGUACAUCAAGUCGCGCGGCUUCUAUGCGGGUCUACAGCUCGACGGUACCAUCGUCAUCGAACGGACAGACGAGAACGAGCGCUUCUAUGGCGAGCGCAUCGGGGUCAAAGACAUCUUGGCCGGGAAGGUCCGCCACGCUCCGUACGAAGUCCGGAGAUUGAUGGAGACUCUCAAAGCUGCUCAAGGCGACACGGAUGUGGACGAGUCUCUAAUACCGGACGAAGCACCACCCGCGGAUUACGAGGUCACAGCGCCAGACGACAAAGCUUUCGGUAUCCCUGCGAAGGAAGACCCCGAUCCGUUUGGCGUGCUAGCGCUACAGGACGCUGGUUUCGAAAUCAAGGAAGCAGGCACGCACAAGAGGCCGACAAGUGAGCAAUUCGAGUUCAAGCCAAGCCCGACAAGCCCAAUAUACGCGACAUUCAGGAGAAGCAUGGACAACCGAUCGAGCAUAGCUAUGAGCAGAAGAUCUAGCUGGCGCACUAGCACUAUCAGCAGUGUGCUCGAACCACGCACACCGAGUAUUAUGAUGGACACGAGCACACAGACCGACGAUCUGCCCCCACCACCCAAGAAAAUGCCACCCACGCUGCCACCGAGACAGAGCAUAGCUCGCCUACCGACGCCUCCGAUAAUCGAGACCCUGCAGCCAAAGGUGGAAGUGACUGAACCGCCAGCAGAGAAGACUGAAGCGGAGAAGAUUCUGGAAAGGGCGAUAGCCGAGUCGCAAGGAUUGAACACAACCGACCCGAAGGCAUCUAACGAGGUCGGCUCGGACGACGAUGACGAGGGAGACGAGGAUGAGGAGGAAGAAGAGCCUGUUAUUAUUCAUGAAGUCCACCAGGCUGCUGCACCUCAAGUCGUUACCCGUGCCCGCGUCGUGCAGGUCGCGAAGCCGAUGCCCCCGCAGCUUCCUAUUAGAAGUCCACACCGUCCCAAUCGAAUUUCUACCGCCUCAGAAGCUUCGAGCGAGCGUGCGCACGAUGCUACCAACGGGCAAUCGCUUGCUGCCGAGAAGCAAAGCCCCAUCUCUACCCCGUCUCUCAGACACGGUGACUCGACAUCUUCCUUGUCAUCUGUCGAAGGCGCCAACCUUGACCACGUUGAAGAUAAGCUCUCGAACGAAGCAUCACCCGAGGCCGAGAAGAGGGUGGAGAAGAAAGAUUACCUGCAAUCUUCCCCACCUUCUCCUCUUAAGACUGUCCCAGGCAGUUUCGAGUGA